AUGGUCCAGCCGUGGUGGGCCCUGGCGGGGCUCCCGCUGGUCUUCAUUGGCAGAGGCAGGGGCAGGGGAGGCGACAAGGCAGCAGACCGGGCGAACGACAACGGACCACCGACGCUGGUGAGCAGCAAGGAGGACGGGGGCGAAGCGAACUUCGUGUGCGAGCGCGUGUGCACGUCGAACAGGCUGCUGAAGAAGCUGGGGGGGCUGGCGAAGGACCCGACGCCGAACACGUGCGUGACGGUGUGCGGGGUGUCGGCGACGGACUCGUGCACGGAGGCGUGCCAGCGCGCGGUGUGCACAGGCGCGCAUCACGUGCCACAAUGGAACGACCUGUGCUUGCGACGGUGCCAGGACCAGUGCCUCAAGGGCCGCACGAGCGGCGUGUGA
Messenger RNA from Pedinophyceae sp. YPF-701, 387 nucleotides. Lineage: Eukaryota; Viridiplantae; Chlorophyta; Pedinophyceae. The record is from the annotation of a GenBank genome assembly.